UAUGAAAUUGUUCGGCGCCGCACGUUUGUGCGAGCCAAACGUCUUAUACAUAAUUACACCAUUUUUGAUGUAAAAAUUUUCAAGAAUUACCUUAAAGUAAGUUUAUUUAAUAAAUUAUCACAAAACUAUAAUGAAAUUUUUCGAAGCCUAUGUGUUGGUGAAAAACCAUUGUUAGGAGAACUAGAUGACAAUAAUUAUUUGAAAGCAGCCAUAAUUACAAAAGAUUUUGAAUUAUUAAUUUUUAUUCAAUUCAAACAAGAACAAACAUUUGAUUUUGUACAUGGGUUGUUCGUUAAUAUUCUUGAUACAGAUGCUAAAAUUUUUAUUAAGAACUCGUCAUCUCGUCGAAAUAGUCUGAAACUUAUUUCCCAACAUGAUCCAAAUCCAAAACGUUUCAACGUUGAAUUAGAUGAAUUAUCAUUCGGUAGUCAACUUAUUCAUCAAAUUGUUUUAAAAUAUCCAACAAUAGAACCGUUUCCAACUGAUGAUUUAUUCGUUAAUAACCACCCAAAUCAACGGCGAUGCAUCGAACAAUUUUGGCUCGAUCAUCAACAACGACUUCGUGAUGACAUAGCAAAGCAACGUCGUACGUAUUUACCCAAUGAUGAAUGUCGAUUUACCAGAAUAUUCUCAAGAUGGCUAAAUCGAACGAAGCCACCCCCGUAUACGGAUGGUGAAAUAAAAUUGUUGUUAACGUCGUCCAUAACAGAAAACGAGACCGUAUUGCAAUUUAAUCGUGCAGAAGGAUCUAUUUUGAAUGGAAUAUUUAUUCAUGGGAAAUCGCAGACAGGAAAAACAGAAUUAAUUGACUAUUAUCUUAAGGAUCAAACUGUAUUGAGACCAGCAUUAGGCGAACAAUUCAAUUUUGAUAGACUUGAUGACAGAGUGAAUUACAUAUUGAUUGAUAAUUUUGAUUCCGGUAAAUAUAGUACUUUGGCUGACCAUUUAAAAGAGCUUAUUUCAGGUAAACCUGUCGUA
Didymodactylos carnosus is the source of this 978-nucleotide messenger RNA. NCBI's taxonomy places the organism in Eukaryota, Metazoa, Rotifera, Eurotatoria, Philodinida, Philodinidae. The record is from the annotation of a GenBank genome assembly.